Molecule: messenger RNA, 5415 nt
Organism: Octodon degus (degu)
Lineage: Eukaryota; Metazoa; Chordata; Mammalia; Rodentia; Octodontidae
Gene: Ankrd31
Product: ankyrin repeat domain 31
Exons: 24
Coding region: 1-5415 (1804 amino acids)
Molecular function (GO): protein binding
Source: RefSeq, a predicted model, not a curated record
AUGGAGGAAGGCCACCAGGUUUCAGACUGGGACAGUGACGAAACUAUGAUUGAAGGGUCUGUGGCAGACAGCGACCUGGAAGAUGAGGAGCUGCCCUGGAGAAGGUUGCUGUAUGCUCGAGACACAGCUCUUGCAUCCGAGCUUGGUGUUCAUCCUGGUGAAAGUGGUGUGUGCAAAGGUACACCAUCUCCUGAGAUUCAACUUGGAGGCAAACUCAGAGGGGACUCACCGCAAAGGAAUAAAAACAGUAUGCUGCCUAUUCUUAAUGAGGAUUCAGUAUUACAGCAACUUCAAGAUGAACCAGCACGAAAUCAAGAUGUGUUACAGACUAGAGAAAAGGAUGCACUGUUCACUGUGUCAUUUCCUCAGGCUGGACUUUCAUUGGACCAGCAAAAUGCUGGAGGACCUGAAGUUGAAAAUACUGAAGUUUUGUCAUACGUAGAAAAGGAACUAAGGGAAGAGAGAGACUCCCCUGAAAUUAGUCUGCUUUCAAAUAUUGCUACUGUAGUACCUGGUAUGGUUGCUGUAGAAGAGAAAUCAUUAGUAGAGCCAGAGAAGAUCUUAGCAGCACCAAAUAUAUUUUAUGGCCCUGGAAAGGAAGUCUCACUGACCAUGAGUUCUACAGAAACUAAGGAUGAAGAAAGCUCAGUUGAAACUUUUGUGUCUGCCUUAGAAAAGUCACUGACAUCACCAGAAAGCACCAAAGGAAAGAAACUGUUUGAAACAGUGAAUGAUUUUGAUCCUAGAGAACUGAUGAACCCUCUGAGCAACUCCUCAAGUUCCAUGUCAAUAUCUUUGAGUGCUUUGUCUCCAUAUUGUAGAGAUUUACUAGAAAACACAGAGGAUGAUGUAUUACCGCCUGAGCUGUUGGCAGCCCUGAACACAUUGUCAGAAGAUAAGACAGGGCUCGGUCUCAGUGGAAAUGAAUGUUUGGAAAUGGAGCCUGGUAUGUCUCAGACAGAUGAAGAUUGUACACACAGAGCAGAGAUAAUAGAAAACUCAAAUCCAUUUGAAUUCCAAAGUUUGGCUCAUCAAAAUGUCACCUCUUGUGAUCCACUAAAUAAUAAGCCACAUGCCACACAUGAUGCUUCUGACCAGGAAACUCCACGUCUGUUACGGAGGUCAUGUAGACUGGAAAAAAGGAAAGUGAGCCAAGAUGUAAAGGGUACUGAAGACAUGUGUAAGAUGCCAGAGAAGAUUGUAUCAAAAGAGCAUGGCUGUGAGGAUGAAGUAAGGAAUAAGUCAGCUGAAAAUUUCAAAAUGCAGGAUCCUGUUUUAAUGAUUGAAGAUGAAAAGAAUAUGCAUUCAGCCAGAUUCCAGAGUGUACAGAUCAGGAAAAAUGAGCGACUUACACUAAAAAGAGAAAAACUGAAGAUUAAUAAAAUGCCUCUCUCUAGUAUAAACCGCAGAAACAUUUUUGGAGAGAACUUGUUGUAUGAGGCUGUUCUACAUGAUCGUGCUGAUCUUGUUCAUUGUUUUAUUCAGAAAGGUGCGAAUGUUAAUCAGCCAAGUUAUGCUGGUUGGACAGCACUUCAUGAAGCUAGUGUUGGGGGAUUUUAUCAGACCGCAAAUGAACUGUUAAAAGGUGGAGCAGAUGUAAACAUCAAAGGGAUGUACCAGAUCACUCCCCUAUAUGAUGCUGUGGUGAAUGGACAUCAUGAGGUUGCAGAGUUACUUCUUUUGAAUGGAGCUGACCCAUUAUUUAGAAGAGACAAUGGAAAGUGUGCUUUGGAUGAGGCCAAAGAUUCACGUAUGAAACGUCUCCUUGAGAAAUAUGUUCCCAAGUAUCAAAAACGUCUUACAUCAGGUCAAAGGAAACACAGUGGCCCAGGGGAUAUAGAAGAUGUACAUCAGCCUAAGAAACCAAAAUUUCAUCCUACAAACCACACUGGGGUUGUUUGUAAUGGAAAUUCCAGCCGUCCAAAACCAGAACAUGUGAAAGUCAAUAAAAGAAGCAAAGAGGGUUUAUUUACAAAUGAAGAUGUAUAUGAACAUCACUCCCAAACUUGCAGAAUCACAAGAUACGGUAAAUCCAAGCGUAAGCAAUCAGCUCUUAACCAAACACACUCUCCAGGACUCACAAAAGGCCGCCAUUGUGAUGUCAAAGAUAUGAAAGGAAGAAAGAACUCACAAGAUAAAAAGACUCAGGCAGAUGAUGGAGACUACACUUCAAGAGAAGCAGUAGCUGUCUCAUCUCCUAGGACAAUCAAUGGAUCAGUUGCUUGUCAGCAGCAUGAUCUCCAAGCCCUUAAUGACCCUCCCAAAGACUCACAUGAACCCUGUAGCCCAACUCCAUCAAGCCUAAAAGAUGGAUUAGGUAACGAAGUUGAGGUUUGUUCAGCUUCCAAAGAGGCAGAUACCCACCAUCUCGACUUACCAGAAGGUCAAGAAACACAGUUAUUGGGGUUAGAGUGUAUUGGCCAAACUAAAGUUGGUUCUUUCUCUGGACCUUCAUUAUGUAAAGAAGUCAAGUUACCACCUGUUUCUGUAGAUACUGUUUACCAAGGACCACAGAAUAGCCCUUAUAAAUCUCCUAAAAUUAUUAAGUCAGGUAAAAAUAAUAAGACCUUUAAUAAAUGGGAAAGUUCUUUCCUAUGCUUUAUAAAGAAUAAUUGUGAUGACUGCUUUAUCUCUGAGAAGGUGGUAACAUCUGGAAUGCCGCUGUGUUCUACAGGAUGCAAAAAUCACUAUGAAGGAAACUUAAGAAAUAGACAACAAGGGGAUUUUCAACAGUUUCUACCAUCAGAAGUCCAUUUCUCACAGGAAAAUGAAUUAAAAGAAGACUGUAUAACCAUACUUCCACAACAGGAAGCUGUUAAUUUUUCUGAUUUAGAUAAAGUAAUAGUUUCUGAACAACAUGUUGCCAAUUACGAACAAUGCACAGAUGAAACUUCUUCUGCCCACUCAUUUGGCAGUCCUGAGCACACUUCCCUGGCAUGUACAAGGACCCUUUCUACACAUGAAGCUUCAAAGUUGACUAGUCCUGUGGAGUUAUUUAAAAAGCCUCAAGAUAAUAGCCCCAGGGAAUCAAAUCCUUCAAUGAAUCAAACAGAUACACAUACUAUGGAAAAAGUAAUGAAAGAAGACACUAAAAGGAAUUACAGUGACAAAGACCAAAAACCAAGACCUUUUCCCAUUGUUGUUCAUACUCAAGAAAUAGGAAUAACUAAUGUUGAAAAAAAGAAACAAAACCUUCCAGAGAGUGAGCCUAUGCCUAACAUAAAUCUUUGUUCCACUAACAAUAUGCGUAAAGAAUUGACUGACAUCUCAGAAUUUAAUCAGAAAGGGAAGGAAAUUUCUCACAAAGCAGAAAUGAAAACAACUGGAAUCAAUAAGAGGAAUGCCAGAGGGGAAAGCAGGCUUCAUUCAGCCGCCAGAAGAGGAGAUUUGUCCCUAGUUCAAGUUCUGAUAGAAUCUGGAGCAGAUGUGAAUCUAAAAGACAAUGCAGGUUGGACACCACUUCAUGAGGCAUCUAAUGCAGGAUUUAGUGAUAUAAUUGUCGAGUUAUUAAAAGCUGGUGCUAGUGUUAAUUGUGAAAGUGUAGAUGGAAUUCUACCCUUACACGAUGCUGUUGCAGGCAAUCAUUUAAAGGUAGCUGAGAUACUACUACAACAUGGAGCAAACCCUAAUCAAAAAGGUCAAACACAGAAGACUGCUUUGGAUGAAGCAAAUAAUGAAAAAAUGAAAGAGUUACUAAAAACCUAUGGUGCUAGUGAGACCAAUAAUAAAGAUGGAAAUAAUGCUGCAGUCACUGCAAAAAUUCCUACUGCUCGUUCAAAAAGAUACAAACAGUGUUUGUGUGAUGGUGACAAUGAUUCACCUUCCCCUUCACACCAAGAAAAAGGAAACAAAGACUUUCCCACACAUCAGACCAUCAGUGCCAUUCUACAAGAUAUAGAGGAAAGCCAAGAAGAGUUAUUAGAGUUUGACAUAAGAAACCCUAAGGAUGCAGAACAAUACAUUAAAAAGAUGUUGGAGAUCAAAGAGAUUAUGGAUAAUGUGCUUUCCAAGCAGAAAGCAGAAAGGGAUGAUUUAGCUAAAAAAUACAGGGUGUCCAUAGAGUCAUUUAAGCAUGGAGUCUUGAGAGAACAGCUGGCCAAUUUGGCCACAAGACAGAGGAAACUUUUAGUUGCAGCAAAAAAGCAGAAAAAUAUAAGCCUGAAAAUUCAAAAUUAUAAGAAUGUCACAUGCUUGACUAGUCCUCAUGUAAGGAAGCUACCGUCCAGUCUAGACAUGUCCUGUGAUAAGGACACUCAAGAGCUUACCAAUCUGGACAACUUAGUACCUCCCCAGUUAAGUCCAUUUUCUCCCGUCAACCUUGAUUAUGGAAGCAUGCAAGAAACACCAUUGUCUCCAGAGUCUCGGAAUGAUGGCCAAAAUACUAACAUCUGUCUAAAUUCCAAGGCAGUUAGGAGGAAAGAAUUUUCUAGAAGUGAGAUGAAUUCAGAAGAAAAUGAAAAUGAUUGUACCUUGGAUAGUUUAUCAAAACCCAGGCACUCAGAUAGUACUGAGAAGAUUAAAUUAUCAUCCCAACCUACUCCUUUUAUUGUUCAACCAAAAUACUCACAAAAAGAAAAUGAUCUUAUGGAAACUAUAACCAAAGAUGAAUUUUGUCUUUCAGCCACAAAAAGUACGUUGAAUAUUUCUGAAUGCUCCAGUAUCCUUUCCCAAAGUGAUGCCCCUGUAUCAACUGUUAUUUCAGACCAAGACCUUUCCCAUUGUGAUCCAAAAAGAGAAGACAAAAAAACAGCUUCUCAUCUACCACCUGGUGGGGCCUGCAAAUCUCUGGCACCUCAGAGGAGCGCUGAUCCUGGACAUCCCAUAAAAUCAUGUCUUAAAAAGUCAGCUUCUACCACCCCAAGUGCAAGUGACAGGCAGAUUUCUUUUUCCUCUAAGUCUGGUCAUCAACAUGCUAUCAAAAAGCCUUUAAGUUUCAGCACAACUCCUAAAAAGAAACGUAUACAGAUAAAAGAUUUGAUAUUACAAGGAAGAAUUAAACCAGGAAAAAAUAUUUUGGAAUUCAAAACACAGGAGACUACCCAUAAGGCCAGUAUUUUAUUGAGUGGUAAAAUUAAGGUUGAAAAUGGUCAGAUUUAUCAAAACCCAGUCACCUGGCUAAAGGACCUUCUGGGAGGUGACAGUUGUGUGACUUGGAAUUAUGCUUGGAGUAAGGUAACAUAUCUUGGGAAGGAGCUUUUAAAGUACGUUUCCGAAGAAGCAUCUGUACCUCCAGAAGCAGGCGCAGGACCUCAGCAGCCUUGCCUUCCAGGUGCUUCCAGAGAGUCAAUGCAAGGCAUUCCUUAUUAUUUACAAAUCAAUGAAAUACUUCUAAUCAGCGAUCAAGAAUUUCUUCCAUGUCAUUUAAUGGAUCAACAUUGGAAAUUCUAUGCGGAACAUGAGGAACUAACAUUCUAA